AUGUCAGCGAAUCCAUUUUCUAAAACGAUUCCGUUUCGCCCAGGAAAUCCUAUACACCUUUUAAAUUAUAUGAGUUUGGAUGAUGAAGGUGCAAUUCUGUUAGAUGAAAAAGCGUUGAGAAUUUUGAGAAAAAUUGAAGAACCUAUCGCCGUUAUAACUGUUGUUGGUUCUUAUCGAAGAGGAAAAUCAUACUUUGCAAACACUCUUCUCGGACGCCAUGAUGGAUUUAAACUUGGUUCAUCGGUGAAUGGAUGCACCAAAGGUAUAGAUAUUUGGGAUACUCCAUUCUACCAUGAGGGAAAACAGGGCAUAUCACUGCGUAUUAACAUUAAAAUUAUACACAUUACUAUAUAUGACGAUAAAUUAGGUGUGAUCAUUAUUGAUUGUGAGGGUAUUGAUGAUCCUAAUCAGGAAGUUCCGUGGGCAAACAAACUUUUCAUUUUAUGUUUGGCUAUAUCUUCAACGCUUAUAUAUAAUAUUAAUGGAAUUAUCGGAAGAGAUGAUAUUGAAAAGUUAUUUUUAAUGACUAAAAUUGUAGCUUUGAUUCAACCUCCGAAUGAAUACAAUUUUUUGCCAAACCUUGUUGUUCUUCUUCGAGAUUUUCAAUUAGAUAGUCCACCUGAUUUUGUAGAAUAUUUUCUUGACAGAUUAUCAAAAGUUAAUGAUGAUGCUGCGAAGGACAUUACAAAGUUUUUUAAAAAAUUUCAAGUUUAUGCGGUUCCACAUCCAGGAAUUCGGCAAGAGGCGAUGAGGAACAUGGACACAAUUAAAACCAAUCAGUUGGACCCUAUUUUUGUUACAAAGAUUGAAGAAGUUGUAACAAAUAUUUUUAAAGAUUUGCCUCCAAAAUAUCUUAAUGCUUCAACAAUGUCAGGAGAGACUUUCGCUGAGUUUCUUGAGAAAUGUGUUGCACAAAUAAAUGAUCCAACAAACACUAUGUUGUCGAUUCCAAGUGCGUACGAAGCUACCAUUAAUUAUGCUGCUCAAAAGGCAUAUGAAACUUGUCUUGAGAUUUAUAAUGAAUUGAUGAACAAAAUGAACAUUAACGGGUUUCCGAUUCCUUGGGAUGAGUUUGAUAUUGUUCAUAAUACCUCUUUUGAGCUUGUGCUUAAAACUUUUAUUCAACAAAUUGUUGGAAGUGCUGAUCAAAUUCAGUCUUUUCAAAAAACAUUUUAUGAUAAGAUUACCACUUUAAAAGAUCAAUUUUACAUGAAAAACUCUGCUGCUUUAAGUGAAUAUCAUGAUGAAUGGGCUCAUCAACUUUGGAAAGAGCAUGUCGCUCCUGGAUUGGAAGAUAUGAAUAAAUUUGAGGAAGCAAUUGAAUUGUUUGAACAAAUUUAUGGGACUAUAGUAAUGUCAGGGCAGGAAGCUAUACAAGUACUAAAUGAAUUUAAAGCUAAACAAUACGAAGACGCAAUUAAACUUUUGAAUACUUAUGAUGUUUUGCGUGAAGAAUAUGCAACUGAAAUGCUAGCACGUCAACAAGCUGAACGAAAAUAUUAUGAAAUUUUACAAGAAGAAGAAAAUUUACGAACAGAAAUAACUAAUAUUAAGACCGAAAAUGAAAAAAUUCAGAAUCAACUUGAAGAAAAAGUAAAGACCAUGGAAGAUUGCCUUCGUAAUCAAGAACAACAGAGUCAGCAAAAAUUUAAUCAAUUGAAAAAUGAAAAUGAUCUAAUGCUUAAUAAAGUCAGAGAAGAAAAUCAGUCAAGAAUAAAUAAUUUGCAAGACCAACUCAAUAAUCAAACCCAAAAAAAAUCUGGAUUUUUGGACGUAGUGAAAGAUAUUGCUCUUACUGCUGUACCAUUUAUAUCAGUAUUUAAAGGUUUUUUUAAAUAA
Messenger RNA from Cetraspora pellucida, 1839 nucleotides. NCBI's taxonomy places the organism in Eukaryota, Fungi, Glomeromycota, Glomeromycetes, Diversisporales, Gigasporaceae. The record is from the annotation of a GenBank genome assembly.